This is a messenger RNA of Anguilla anguilla (European eel), 9000 nucleotides long. Its product is annotated as IgGFc-binding protein-like. The transcript has 21 exons. Gene Ontology annotation, molecular function: protein binding. The record is from RefSeq and is a predicted model, not a curated record. The coding region runs from base 21 to 8993 and encodes 2990 amino acids. Lineage: Eukaryota; Metazoa; Chordata; Actinopteri; Anguilliformes; Anguillidae.
CCUUGACAUGAAGAGAAGCCAUGAAGAUCAGUUCAGUUCUGCUAUGUGUAGCUGCAGUGCUCACAAUUGCGGUCAAUGGCUGUCCUGUUGGGAGGACGUUCCUCACAGCCUUCAUGGCGAACCUCAAAGCUAGUCACCCGCAUGCGAGCCUCGAGCUGGUCAUCAUUGCACACAAGACCCGAGCCACGGUGAAGACCGUGCUCAAGUGCAGCAGCUUCACCCGCACCGUGCAGGUCGAAAAAGGGUCCAGCGCGCGAGUCCUCUUACCGCCUUCGGUCGAGAUGCAGGGCGCGGGGUCUUCGAACCAAACCGUGCUGAUCACCUCCGACGCCGACAUCUCCGUGGUCGCGUUCAACAACAAGCUGAGCUCCGGGGACAGCAGCAUAGUGCUUCCCACAACCGACCUGGGCACCGACUACAUGAUCUACACCCCCGACAUCGGCCCCUCAGACAUGGACAAGCUAGUAGCCAUUAUCAAUGGCAAGGAUGCCAACAUCAUUGUGAUCUCCCCCUACAAAAACAUGGAGGUCAGGGGCAUCAAAAACUGGUAUAAAGGGCGUCAUGUGGUCCUCACAAUGGCCCCAUAUGAGGUCUACCAGCUCCGAAGCUCUAAGACCUUCACUGGGACUCGAAUUAAAUCCACCCGUCCGGUAGCGAUCUUGGGUGGGCACCAGUGUGCUGACAACGGCAUUUCCUGCACACACAUCUACCAGCAGCUUUUUCCGGUGCAGAAGCUCGCCACCCAUUGGCUGGUGCCCGUGAUGCGUGACUCCAAGGAUGCUGUGCACGUGUUGGCCAUCGAAGAUAAGACCAAGGUCAGCAUCGCCCGAGGAAAGCAAACAAAGACUAAAGAUCUCACUGCCGGGCAAACAUGGGUUAUGGACAUCUCGGGGAAAACCCCACUUAGCAUCGACAGCAGCCAGAAAGUAAUGGUGGUGUACUUCAGCAUGAACCGCCCCUUCAAUCCAUUCUUUAUGAGUAUCCUACCGCAGUCGGAGCUGUCCAACGACUGGACCCUUGAGACACAGGCGUCAUUCGCAAGCACUGCGGUUCUCAUCUCUGAGGCAAACGGCGUCAAGACCACUCGGAUGGAUGGAAAACCACUCCCUAGACAGAUCAAGUGGAGCCCGUUCCCCACCAAUGACACAUUUCUGUGGACCAAAAUGCAACUUGGAAAAAGUCAACAGCACAUUUCCAUAACCAGUGACGCCCUUAUAGCUGUUUACGUCUAUGGUGGCAAGUGGGCCCACAGCUACAGUACAGCUGGGGUGUGCUAUAAAGGUACCGUAUCCCCUGAAACUCCAGAUGCAUGUGAGUCUAUAAAAUGCAGGGAGAAGGAACAAUGCAAAAAGGGGGUUUGCGUUCACAUCUCCAAGGCCACCUGCUGGGCUGUAGGGGACCCCCACUUCAGAACAUUUGACGGGAAGCGAUUAGACUUUCAGGGAACGUGCACUUACGCUAUGUCCACCACUGUGGGCAAUGACAAAGGUUUGACGCCAUUCACGGUUCUGAUCAAGAACAACCACAGAGGAAAUAAUUAUGUUUCAUUCGUGAGGAAAGUGACAAUCAUGGUCUACAACACGACAAUUACAAUAAGUGACGACAAAGGAAUGGUUGAGGUGAAUGGAGUCAAAAGCAACCUCCCAAUCUCUCUUGUUCAGGAUAAGUUGCACAUAGAGGAUAGAAACUCCUACGCUGUUCUGACAGCCGAGUCCUGGUUGGAGGUUAGUUACGACUGGAACGCGAAGGUCUACGUCACCGUCACAAGUAGCUACUUCGGAUCGUUGGGCGGGCUCUGUGGCAACUACAAUGGCGAUCGCACGGAUGAAUUCACCACUCCCAAGGGCGAGAGCGCUUCCACCAUCCUAGACUUUGCCAAAAGCUGGAAAAGGAAGGACGGGGACAUCUUUUGCCAUGACGACUGCAAGGGAAAUUGCCCCAGCUGCUCGGUGGCGCUUCAGGAGAAGUACAGGUCGGAGGACUUCUGCGGUCUCAUGGCGAAGAGUAGCGGUCCAUUCGACAACUGCCACAAGGUUUUGGAACCGGGCAAUUAUGUCGACAACUGCGUUUACGAUGUGUGCAUCAACAAGGGCAUGAAGAAGUUGGUUUGUGACAACUUGGAGGCCUACGCAAGGGCCUGCAACACAGAGGGAGUGAAACUGAGCAAAUGGAGCUGGAGGGAACAGGCAAACUGCUCCAUGGACUGCCCGGAGAACAGUCACUUUGAGUCGUGUGGCACCGCCUGUCCUGCAUCCUGCAGGAGUCUGGAGGGCAGCGUGUGCCCGCAGAUCUGCGUUGAGGGGUGCCAGUGUAACAAGGGCUUUGUUCUGAGUGGAGACAAGUGCGUGCCCAAGAGGGAGUGUGGCUGCAUGUACAGCGGUCAGUACUACACGUCGGGGCAGGAGUUCUGGGCCGACAGCAAGUGCACCCGCCGUUGUCAGUGCAACCCACAAACCGCGAUGGUCGAAUGCUCUCAGAAGAAGUGCAAGACGUCGGAGGUGUGCGCCUUGCGCGAUGGCGUUCGGGAUUGCUACCCAACAUCCUUUGCCACUUGCCAAGGCUCAGGAGACCCCCACUACUGGACCUUCAACGGAAAGAGGUUGGACUUCCAAGGCACGUGCACUUACUACCUGUCCAAGCUGGUCAAAACAACGGACCCAAGCUUGGUUCCUUUCGAGGUGCUAGUUCAGAAUCAGAAUCGAGGGGGAAACAAGCUGGUUUCGUACACCAAGACAGUUGAAAUCUCAGUCUAUGGAUACACCCUCAUUCUGAGCAAAGAGAUGCCCGGUAAAGUCAUGCUCAAUGGCCUGUACAGCAGCUUGCCUUUCCAACUGGAAGAUGGAACACUGUCCGCCUUCAAAAGCGGGUACUUCGGUGUGAUACAGACCGACUUCGGGCUGACGCUGAAAUUCAACUGGAACAGCCACGUCAAGCUCACCCUCCCGAGCGCCUACUCCGGGCAAGUGGGGGGCCUGUGCGGCAACUGGAACCGCGACGGCUCGAACGACAUGGUCUCGCCCGACAACCGCCCCGCCGAGACGGCCGCCGCGUUCGGCGACAGCUGGAAGGCGAGGGACGACCCCGGCUGCUCCGGCGACUGCGGCGGCAAGAAGUGCCCCGUGUGCGAGCCCGCCGCGGCGGCGCGCUACCAGCAGAGGGAGCUGUGCGGGAUGAUCGCCGACGCCGCCGGGCCCUUCAGGCUCUGCCACGACAAGGUGGACCCCCGGCCCUACAUGGAGGACUGCGUCUACGACAUGUGCCUGUACGGCGGCCACGCCUCCGGCCUCUGCGGUGCCCUCGCCGCCUAUACCUCCGCCUGCCAGGAGGUCUCCGCCACGGUCGCCGCGUGGAGGUCCGACAGCUUCUGCCCGGUUUCGUGCACAGAGAACAGCCACUACGAGGUCUGCGCGCCGGGCUGCCGGCCCACCUGCAGCGAGCUGUUCGCGCCGGUGGCCUGCGACGGGAUGCCGUGCGCGGAGGGGUGCACGUGCAGCGACGGCUUCCUGUGGAGCGGGAACACGUGCGUGCCCGUGGCGGAGUGCGGCUGCGCUCGGGACGGGCGCUACUACAAGGCGGGCCAGGUCUUCUUCCCCGAGGCCCAGUGCGACGUGCGCUGCGUGUGCCUGGAAGGGGGCGUGGUGCAGUGCAACAGCAGCUUCACCUGCGGCCCCAACGAGAGGUGCCAAAUCCGGGACGGGGUGCGGGCCUGCUUCCCCGACGGGACCGGGACCUGCUCCGUGUUCGGCGCGUCCAGCUACCGCACCCUCGACGGCCGGUCCUUCAACUUGACCGGGAGCUGCCAGUACGUGCUGGCCGAGAUCGCCUCCACGGCCGCGGGCGUUUCCUUCAGCGUUUCGGCGGAACAGGCGUCCGUCGCCGGGGAGUGGCCGGUCACCAGGAGGGUCCAGAUCAAGGUCAACGAAUACAAGAUAAGCCUGUUCCCCGGAACCAACUGGGAGGCGACGGUGGACGGCGUGAAACUGAACCUGCCUCUGUCCCUGAGCGACGACAAGCUGAAGGUCUACCAGAACGGGUUUUACACCGUCGUCGAGGCGACCUUCGGCCUGCGGGUGAGCUACGACAGCGUCUCGGGCGUCGUCGUCGAGGUCCCGUCCACCUACAGGGGGGCGAUGCGCGGCCUGUGCGGCGACUACGACGGCAACCCGGCCAACGACCUCGCGCUGCCCAGCCGGCUCCCGGCCUCCUCCACGGAGACGUUCGCGGAGGCCUGGGCCGUGGCGGCGCAGGACGGGACGAAGUGCCAGACCGGGUGCGGGUCCGAGUGCCCCGGCCCCGACAGGAAGAAGAAGGCCGACGCGGAGAAGGCGUGCGGCGUCCUGACCCAGAGGGACGGGCCCCUCUCGCCGUGCCUCGCCGCCGCCCCGCCCCAGAAGUACUUCGACGAGUGCGUCCUGGAAAUGAUGACGUGGCAGCUGGACGGCAAGACGCUCUGCCGCCACAUACAGAGGUAUGUGGCCGUCUGCCACUCCAUCGGAAUCACCGUCGGGCAGUGGAGAACCGUCACCUUCUGCCCCGUUCAGUGCCCGGCCAACAGCCACUACGAGCUGUGCGCGGACACCUGCUCCUCCACCUGCGCCUCCCUCAGCGUCUCCCCCAGGUGCCCCGGCUGUCGGGAGGGGUGCCAGUGCGACGACGGCUUCGUGUUCGACGGGGGCCUGUGCGUCCCGCUCAGCGGCUGCGGCUGCGCGGUGAACGGGCGCUACUACAAGUCUGGACAGUCAGUGGUGCAGACCGACUGCACCGAGACCUGCGCCUGUAAGAAUGGGGUGCUCUCCUGCAAGAACUCGGACUGCGACGACGGCGAGAUCUGCCUGGUCAAGAAAGGGGUCAUGGACUGCUACAGCACAGACCCCUGUGUGGUGAAAAACUGCAGGGAGAAGGAGGACUGCGUCCUGCAGGACAGCGUGGCCAUGUGCGUGCCCAAGUCGAAGGCCUACUGCUGGGCCAUGGGGGACCCCCACUACCAGAACUUCGACGGCAAAUUUUUCGAGUUCCAGGGAACGUGCUCGUACGUCCUGGUCCGGACCAACGGGAAGGACCCCACCCUUUCGGCGUUCAGCGUCGAGACCAAGAACGGCAUGCGGGGCAACCCCAAGGGCUCCUUCCUCAAGUCCGUCCUCAUCAAGAUGAAGGGUCACCAGAUUUUCAUCCCCUACAUGGACCGCGGAAAACUGAUGAUCGACGGGAUCCUCUCGAACAUCCCCGUUAGCCUGGACUCCGGCAGCAUAAAGAUCACGCAGUCGGGCAUCCGGGGCACCCUGACCUUGGACUCCGCGGUGGAGAUCGUGUUCGACUGGGUCGCCAUGCUCAUGGUGACGGUGACCAGCAGCUACUACAACAACCUGGCGGGCCUGUGCGGCACGUACAACGGCGACCAGUCCGACGACCAGACCGCGGCCUCGGGCGCGGUGGUGGCCAACGUGACGGAGUGGGCGCGGUCCUGGACCGUCCCGGACGGCGACCCCUUCUGCUGGCACUCCUGCCGCGGGGACUGCCCCAUCUGCACCGACGCGGCGCAGAAGCUGUACAGCAGCGAGCGCUACUGCGGCCUGCUGCUGACGGAGGACGGCGGCCCCUUCAGCCAGUGCCACGGCACGGUGGCGCCCGAGGAGUUCGUCUCCGGCUGCCUCUACGACGUGUGCCUCAACAACGGCCGGCAGAACGUGCUCUGCGAGGUGCUGGCCAGCUACGUGGGCGCCUGCCAGCAGGCGGAGAGCACCGUCUCCCCGAAAUGGAGGGAGAUCUCCAACUGCCCCUUCCCCUGCCCCGAGAACAGCCACUACGAGCUGUGCAGCAGCCCCUGUCCCGCCACCUGCGCCGAGCCCAUGGGGCGGGUCAACUGCUCGCUCCCCUGCAGCGAGGGGUGCCAGUGCAACGACGGCUUCGUGAUGAGCGGGAGCAGGUGCGUCGCCAUGGACACCGGCUGCGGCUGCAUGCUCGGCACCCGCUACUACAAGCCCGAGGAGACCUUCUGGGAGGACGCCAAGUGCCGCAGGAAGUGCACGUGCGACGGGGCCACCCAGACGCUGCAGUGCCGGGACAAGGGGUGCAAGGCCGGGGAGUACUGCGGGGUGGUGGACGGCGUGCUCGACUGCUACCCCACCCGCUUCGACACCUGCCGGGCGCAGGGCGACCCGCACUUCCGCUCCUUCGACGGCAGGCCCUUCGACUUCCAGGGCAACUGCGUGUACCUGCUGGCGGGGGUCAGCGCCGACGCCGACGCGGCCGAGCUGCACGGCUUCAACGUCACGCUGGAGAACGCCAACCGCGGCAGCCGCCGGGUCUCCUUCGCCAAGGUGGUGACGGUCACCGUGGAGCACACCACCUUCACCGUCAGCCAGAAUUACCCCGGGAAAGUGCUGGUCGAUGGCAUCCUGACCUCCCUCCCGUACUACGUCAACGACACCACGGUGCGGGUCUUCAAGAGCGGGCAGCUCCUGGUUCUGGAGGCCCACUUCGGCCUGAGGGUGACCUACGAUUGGUCGAGCUCGGUGCGCGUGACAGUGCCCAGCAUGUACCACGGCGCCAUGCGCGGCCUGUGCGGCAACUACAACGGCGACCCCAGCGACGACUUCCUGCUCCCCGGCGGGGGCCGGACGAGCGACGCCACGGAGUUCGGGAACAGCUACCUGGUGGCGGAGGUGCCGGGCUGCUCGCGCGCCUGCUCGGACUGCGCCGCGCCCCAGACCGGGCCCGGCACGGUCCUCCCGCCCUACGCCGCCAACUGCGACGUCAUCGCCGACAAGAACGGGCCCCUCCGGGCGUGCGCGGGGAAAGUCGACGCCGCCCUGUACCUCCAGAACUGCGUCUAUGACAUCGUCCUGAACCAGGGCCUGCAGAAGGCCGCCUGUGACAUCAUCGCCGCGUACGUCGAGGAGUGCCAGGACGCGGGGGUCCAGAUCGAACCGUGGCGAAGGAAAGACUUCUGUCCCCUGGCCUGCCCGAAGAACAGCGUGUACAGCCUGACGGCCCCGGGGUGCCCCGCCACCUGCUACGGCAUGGGCAGCACGGCGGGCUGCAGGGCGGGCGCGCGAGAGGGGUGCCAGUGCGAGCCGGGCUUCCUGGUGAGCGACGAGCGCUGCGUGCCCUUCCAGGACUGCGGCUGCCGCUACGAGGGGCGCUACUUCCACUCGGGCGCGGCGUUCUACACGGACGCGAGCUGCCGGCGCCGCUGCGCCUGCCGCGCCGGCAUGGUGGACUGCCAGGAGACGGCGUGCGGCGAGCAGGAGACGUGCGCGCUGGUGCAGGGCGUCCGGCGCUGCGCCCCGCAGAGCCAGGCCACCUGCGCGCUGUCGGGCGACUCCCACUUCCGCACCUUCGACGGGCGCGACUACGACUUCCGGGGCCCGUGCGGGCACACGCUGGCGCAGGCGUCCGAGGGCGCCGGCGCCGGCGGGCUGGAGCGCUUCCGCGUCAGCGCCGAGACCGUGCCCGGCGAGGAGGCCGCGCCGCUGCGGAGCGUCCGCGUCGAAAUGCUCGGCCUCGCGCUCGUCCUGGAGAGGGACGCCCCCUGGGAGAUCGAGGUUGACGGAAUCCGCACCAACCUGCCAGUGUCUCUCAGUGACGGGAAGCUGACGCUUUCCCAGGAGGGCAAGGGGGUGGUCUUGGAGGCCGGUUUCGGCCUGAGGUUGACCUACGACCUCCAGGGCACCGUCGCCAUCACCCUGCCGUCCGUUUACCGCGGCCAGCUGUCCGGGCUGUGCGGCGACUACAACGGCCAGCCGGGCGACGACCUGAAGCUGCCCUCGGGGGUCCAGACCGACGACGUCAGCGCCUUCGGCGCCGCCUGGCGCCUGGCGGGCGACGAGGGGAGCUGCGGCAGCGCCUGUCCCGCGGGAGGCUGCGCCGGCCCGGGCGACGGGGCGCGGGGCGAGCUGGAGGGUCCGCAGCGGUGCGGCCUGAUCGCCGACGCCGCCGGGCCGCUGGCCGCCUGCCACUCCACGCUGCCCCCCGCUGGCUUCCUGCAGAACUGCGUCUACAACAGCUUCGUCGCCGGCGGCAAGGCGGAGGACGUGUGCCAGGGGAUAGCGGCGUACGUCUCGGCCUGCCAGGCGGCAGGGGUCACCCUGAAAUCCUGGAGAACCAAAGAUUUCUGUCCAGCCCCGGCGUGCCCCGUCCACAGUCACUACGAGCUCUGUGCGAGCGCGUGCGACAGGAACUGCAUGGCCUUCUCCGGCCAGAGCAUUUGCCCCGCCAUCUGCUUGGAGGGCUGCCAGUGCGACGAGGGCUUCGUUGCCGACGGAAACCAGUGUGUGCCGCUUCUCAGCUGCGGGUGCAGCGUCAAUGGCACGUACCUGAAGAGUGGAGAGACGGUGUACGUCAGCCAGUGUUCGCAGAAGUGCACCUGCCACUCGCGCGACACGCUGGCGUGUGAAGGCACCGCGUGCCCCGCCAAGACCGAGUGCGCCGUCACCGGCGGCUUCCUGGGGUGCCGGCCCACCGAGAGCACCUGCACCCUGACCAACGGGUCCUGGGUCACCGCCUUCGAUGGGCAGAAGCUCAGAUUCUGGGGGAAGGGGCACUACCAGCUGGUCCAGUCCGAAUGCUUGGAUCCCAGCUCGGAGAGGCUGCAGGUGGGGGCGAACGUCGCCCUCACCAGGGACGGGCCGAGCCUGGCGGGCGUCCUGGCUGCGUUCGGUGGCACCAAGGUCAUCGUGCUGCCCCACAGUUUGGUUUGGGUGAACAACGAGCCGGUGCCGUUGCCGUGGCAAUCGCCGAACGGGACGCUGUCAGUGUCCGAGGCGGGCGGGACCGUGAGCGUGCAGUACCGCGGGGGCGAGGGCGCGACGGUGUCGGUGAGCGCCGGCGGGGACCUCUCGGUGACGGUGCCCAACGGCCUGCUGGACCGCGUUUUGGGGCUCUGCGCCCCCCACCGCACCCAGGCCCAGAGGGCCGCGUGGGGCCGCCUGUCCAUCACCAAGCAAGCGGCGGCGCAACUGGGCCGGGUUUUCGUUCAAAACUGGCUCCCUUAAACUGAUC